This is a messenger RNA of Plectropomus leopardus (leopard coralgrouper), 5687 nucleotides long. Lineage: Eukaryota; Metazoa; Chordata; Actinopteri; Perciformes; Serranidae. The record is from RefSeq and is a predicted model, not a curated record.
GUUGCUGGGGCACAUUGAGUCGCCUGUGAAGCACAGGAACAGAAACGAGCUUAAAAAAUCUGUUCCUGCUGUGUCUGGAAGAUGCUGCUGGAAAUGUUCCUGUGGAAAUAGUUGUCUACACACUCCUGUUAUUAUCUGUUUCACCCAGGAGAAGCCCCGGCCUUUGUGUACUUGCUGUGCCUUAUCAAACUGUGGACCAUGAUGGAGCAAAGAAGAGCCUUAACUAUUCCAUUCAACGUUGACAAGGAUAACUUGAUGGAAAACCCACUCAAAAUCUCCAUGCCAUGUGUUUCAUCAGAGUGUGGGAAGUUAGAAAGACAGGUUUCCUGGACGGCAUUUGCAGGAUGCAGACGCCGAAAUCAUGAUUCGCCGCAUAAAAAUGGAUCCAUGCUGUUAGAUCAUAAGCAUGCAGCCAUGAUCAAAUUGGAAAUGGCCAGGAGGAAGCCAUGUCUAAUCCUGACCAAUGUCCUGGAAACGGAGCUGGGUAAGGCCUAUAUGGAAAGGAUAAGACUGAGUCACACUUCGGGGAAUCGAGGACAAGUGAUGCCUUCACGGAGGGAGAGUGGACGAUGCAAAGAGGAACCUCAGAUCGGCAGAGAAAUGAAGUCCAGUGAGAAGGAAACCAGGAGUGAUAAAAACAAGACUGUAACACCUAAACAGAACCAGAAGACCACGUCAUCACCCGCUCAAAGGUCGAGAAUCAGGAGAAGGUCGCAAAAUGUUGGUGACGAAGUUGACGUAGAAGAAAACAAAGAUAUCCAGGAGGUGAUAAUAGGAAAGGACAACGGAGACAAGUUUGAAGUUGUAGAUUGUGGGUUGUCAGUGAGCUGGAAACCUGCCAAGGAUACAGGAAGCGGUGAUGAGUUCUCUCCAGCUAACAUCAAGGACGGGUGGACUGAUCCAGACAAAGAAGUACAACACAGUUUGAAGAGAAAAAUGAGGGAUGCAAGCUCCCAGUGCAAUGGGACAAGCAGCCCCAAACGCCACCGUGAGAGUGUGCUUCGCCUCACUGGAGAGGACGGCAGAGAUGGAAGACCGACCCCUACACGUACUGGUCUGGAAGACAGUGGAGAGGAUGGAGAUUUGGAGAGCCUGGACAGAACGAUUGUACAGUUCACGGUGGGAGGAGAUGAUCAAACAGAUGUCCUGGUCCCAGUCAUUGAUCCUCAUUUGGUAGCCGGAGACUUAAUUGGUUCCCCAAGACGAAGUCUAUCGUCCAGCCAGGACAACACGACCACAGCCAGCCCCUCUGAACCCAGUGAGUACACCAGCACAGGACGGGGUCUAAACUCGGUGCUGCGUGUAGUUGUAGAUCCUGGUUCAGUGGAAGCUUCUAACAUCCCCAGUAUAGAUUACUCCUUCUUCAUGCUGCACAGUGGAGGAUACCAAGGGAAAGCGAGCGGAGACAUCAUGAUCACAGACCAAGAAAUCGUCAUCCCGCUGACAGACGCUGAUGAAGAGGAGGAGGUGGUGUUAACCUUGGAGCGUAAAGACCUGAGGAGGUACAGCGUGUGGGAGCAGCAGGACCUGGAGGACCGGGAGUUUUACUUUGACAGCGACGAGGAACCUCAGCCAUCCGCCGUCCUUCUGUUGUGUGUGUCAGAAACUGCUGCAGCUGAUGUACAGCGAGAGCUUCUAAAGCUGGGCGUCAGACGCAAUGGAGCCACGAACACUGAUAUGCCGAGCCCCUUCCUCUUGCUGACUCUGAGGAAUCCUGUGGAGGGGAUGGAAGGGGCUCUGAUGCGCUCCCUCCUGGACAUUGACUGUCUCAACAGUCUUUCAAAUGAAAAAUCCAUCCAUGGUGCCGACAGACUUAGCUGCUUUGGAGACUUCCUCUCUCCGGUUCUUUCUCUGGAUGAGAGCAUAGAGAUGAUCAGAAGGUCUGGACGGGACUCUUACCUGCUGUCUCUGCUGGGCCUGGUGACCACUGACCCACGACUUUUCUCAAACGAGGAUGAUCUACAUUUUGAUACAGACAAAGACACAACAGCACACAUCCAACUGGAGUUUGAGUCACAGAAAGAGACAGUGCCUGAGCUGGAGGACGAACAAGAAACGGGGACACAAGUUAAACCAGAAAAGGAUCAGAAAGAAAAAGAGUCUGAACUUCCAUCCGAGAAAAAGGACGAGCCCGCUCCUGUAUACACACUGUGCCAUCGGAGAAGCAAAGACUCCUACUUUACGUCCCUGUGCGUACCAGACUCCAGCUGGACUAAAUUUAAACAUCAUGGCCAGGCUCGCAGGCUGAUCCAAUUUCCUCCUCCGCCACUGAAAGGAGGAAUAACCGUCACCAUGGAGGACCUGCAGUGCCUCGACUCGGGGCAUUUCCUCAAUGAUGUUAUCAUUGAUUUUUACCUCAAAUACCUUCUACACAAAGCCUCUGAUGCAGUGACAGAGCGCUCGCACAUCUUCAGCAGCUUCUUCUAUAAGCAGCUGACGCGGAGGGACAAUGCCAGUGAAGGUGUCACCAACGACUCUUGUCAGAGGCAGAGGCGGCACCAGCGGGUGAAGAAUUGGACACGCCAUGUGGACAUCUUCAGAAAGGACUUCCUGUUUGUGCCCGUCAAUCAGGAGGCUCAUUGGUAUUUAGUCGUCAUUUGCUUUCCUGGUCUGGAGGAGCCAAAAUCGGAGGCCUGGAGUGGUCCAAACUCUGGGAAGAACUCUGAUGGGACGGGCGAGUCACAGGACCAAGAGGCUGCUCAGGGGACUAAAAGCCCAAAUGACAAUGCAGAGACACUACUUACAUCAAACCACAGUGACAGCAUGGACACAGAGACAGAAAAAGCUACAGAAGAAUCCACCAAAGAUCCACCAUCUGGUCCAGUGAACUGCACAGAGACGACCUGCCAGAGGAAAACUGUUAGCAAGAGGCCGUGUAUUCUCAUCAUGGAUUCCCUCAAACGUUCACUUCAUGAGCGAGUCUUCAAACUCUUACGGGAGUACCUGCAGUCAGAGUGGGAAGUCCGUCGUGGUUCAUCGAGGGACUUCAGUCCCGACCAGAUGCAAAGCUCACACUGUCAAGUUCCCCUUCAGGACAACAGCAGCGACUGCGGCCUCUACCUGCUGCAAUACGUCGAGAGUUUUUUGGAGGACCCUGUUGUGCACUUUGACCUCCCUCUCCACCUACAACGAUGGUUUCCCCGGCAGCAGGUGCGAAGGAAACGAGAUGAAAUCAGAGAUCUGGUACUCCACCUUUACCGGCGUCAGAACCUGGAUGGUAACAGAUAAAGUAGCUCUGCGUUUCAGUGCGUCACAUUCCUGUAGCCAUUAAUAAUCACUGCUCAUACUGAGCGACGGACAUUUCAGUGUGAACUGAAAAUAUUUCCUUUGCAUUUAGAUGCUGUUAUUGUUUUAUGCAUUGACUCGAGCAAACAUGUUAACCUCCGACUAUCUGUUGGUCCUGUGAGUGAACACGAAGGCAUCAGUUAAUUUAAAUAAACAGGUAGCUGUCCAUCCAACCAGAAUGAGUUUUACUGUGGAUUAUAUCUAGACAUGAAAAUGUUUGUACACCCCAUGACUUUUUUUUUCAUGGAUUUUAUGCUGCAAGAUAUUUCAUUAAAGUAAUUGAUUUUGUAUUUAUUUUGUAUAUAGAUAUAUAUAUUCAUAGGAAAUUGAUUAAAAUUUUAACAACGUUACACCUAGUUUCUGCAGCAAGUUUUAAAUGUUUUAGUUAGUUGGGUUUAUUUGCUUUACUGAUAAUUAUUAGACAUCAUGUGUGAUGUAAUAUUUCCGUCUCACUCCUGGUUUUUCUAAAGACCGAUUCAUGAUCGGCUUCUAAACACUGUUUUUCUGUUAGAAAACACAACAUUUCUUUUAGUCAACUCUCAUCAAAAGUGUCGAGCGCCUCUAUAAAUCCACCUUCAGCUGUUCUGAUUCUGUGUUCUUGGUAUCAGUACAUUACUGGAUGAACACAGGGAGGGUAUGAAGUACAUUUCCUGCGUUUUCCUUUUUGAAUCUCAUUGUAGAAUGACGUGGAAAUUGGAAAAGUAACAUGAAGCAGCAAUUCCAACUUUUUCUUAUUUUAGAUACGUGUAAAAAAAAAAAAAAACUAAUGUGCCUCACUCAGAUAUCCUUGUUGCCUCCCAGUGCCAGAUAGGAAACAUGACAGUGUCUGCAAAUGACAGUAAACUAGAAUCAUUUACUCAACUCUCUUUGCAACGAAGCUGAUUGUUUAUAUUUUACCAUUUAUCUGUGACUCUCUGCAGUCCCCAGUGGACUCUAAAACUAUACCGGGACACAGUAACUCCGUUUACAUGCUCACUAAUAAUCCACCGUUAUUCUGAAUAUGACGAUAUUCUGGAUUUGAUGUAGGUAAUGUAAACAGCAUAUUCCAGAAUUAGGCCUUUUUCUGAAUGUAACAUUUUCUGAUAAAGACGUGGGAUAUUACAGCUAAUAUUGGGGUUUGAGGAGCAUUGUUUAUGUAUACAGCAAAUUUUGUCUUAGUAUGGGUUUUACUGCAGCUUGGGACGCACAGCCUCUUGCCUGUUUACAGUCAGCUCUGUGUGUUGCACGCUGCACAAACCAACUCACCAACAGAUUGCAAGGCUGUAGGGUAGAGAUACGUGCCCAAAAGAAAAUCCUGCAUUUCUCAUUGGGAGAAGAAACAAACCUACUUUUAAACAUUAUAUUAUGAAAGACUUGGAUAUUAACUGUUCUUUUACAUGCGGAAAAAUCCCAACACUGACCUUUUAAAGAGGAUGGUUGAAGGAAUGAAAGAGGGACACUGAGUUUGUGUGAUUAAACAAGUCCACCACUGAUGGAAAACUUUGCAAAAAUCCUGCAAAUGAGUAAAAUGUCACGAGCUGCUCCAGCAGUUCCUCUUCUCUAUAUUUAGACAUGUUAAACGACACGUCAGGGCACCUUAAUCUGAGUAUGCACAGCUGCAUGUAAUCCGGAGUAGUAUUGUAAUAUUAAUUUUCAUUAGCCAUGUAAACGGCUUAGUAGAAAUAUUGUCUUUUUGCAGAAUUGGGGCAAAAACCAGGAAUAUUUGUGCAUAUCAACAUAGCCACUGGUGUUAACUUUGCCUUCAAAAAUUGGCUGAAUAAGGCUAAAGUGGGAUGUAAGACUAUCAAUACAGACUUCUGUAUAUUGUCAGCUUGUAUAAUGCAUAUUCUAAAUUAUUGUUCUCAUUGUUUUUGAAAUUUUUUGUCUCUUUUGCAUAAACCUUUAUCCAGAUUGACUCCGUAAACGAAUAGCUUCGGUAUUUAGAUGAAAAAGAAAUAAUUUGAUACGAAAUGUGGGAGAAAUAGUUUCCCAUCAUGCAGCCCGAAUCACAGAACAUUGUUUGCUGUGUUCACUCAGUUAUUUUAGUUGCAUCAAAAACAAGGAUAACUUACAUACAACAUAUAAGAAACUCAAGUUCUUAAUUCAUUAUUUCGAUAAGAAUACAACUUGCAAAAAGGUCAGGGGUGCACAUACAUUAGCAUGUCUAUCAGUAUGCUCUCAAAUAUAAAACCUUCCUCACUGAGACCUCAGAGACGCUGCGGCCGUCACUACUGUUGCCUGAAUUCUUCUCAGCAGAGAUCAGUGUUGAUAGUCUUGUAGUUUUUUCCCUGUUUGUUCAGAUGUUUAUACCUCGUUAACACUUUAUGAUGUUAUGUUUUUUAGACAUUGUGUUGGAUGAAUGUACAGCAGCUGAUUCCAAAAUAUCUUUGGUUUCAAUGGUAUAUUAAAACUUGUAGACCAAA